Messenger RNA from Pestalotiopsis fici W106-1, 1065 nucleotides. Its product is annotated as Alternative oxidase. NCBI's taxonomy places the organism in Eukaryota, Fungi, Ascomycota, Sordariomycetes, Amphisphaeriales, Sporocadaceae. The transcript is spliced from 3 exons. Gene Ontology annotation, molecular function: alternative oxidase activity. Gene Ontology annotation, biological process: alternative respiration. Bases 1 to 1065 code for a protein of 354 amino acids. The record is from RefSeq and is a predicted model, not a curated record. Gene Ontology annotation, cellular component: mitochondrion.
AUGCUAUCAACCCAAGCCCAAAUCAGACUUUGCUCUACAAAGCAAGUCACUCGGCUUUCGCAAGCCGUAGUGCCCCUUGUCCAUUCCGGGCUCGGGUACAAUGCAGGUCUAAAGACGGGCUUUGUUAGCAUCUAUCAACAUGGCAGCACAAGAUCCUUCUCAACCACUCCGGAAAGAAGAUUAAAACACUUCUUUCCAGCCCAAGAGACGGAAAAUAUUCGACAAACACCGCCAGCAUGGGAACACCACGGCUUCACAGAACAGGAAAUGCUCGACAUUGUCCCAGCCCACCGACCGGUUGAAACAUGGGGCGACUGGGCAGCGUGGAAGGUGAUGCGGGUAUGUCGUUGGGGAAUGGACUUUUGCACCGGCAUGAAGUCGGAACAGCAGGUUGACAAGAGGGAUCCCACAACGGCAAUCUCGACCAUUAAACCACUAACAGAAGAGCAAUGGCUUGUACGUUUCCUGUUCCUCGAGUCCAUCGCCGGUGUCCCGGGAAUGGUUGCUGGCAUGCUUCGACACCUUCACAGCAUGAGGAGACUCAAGCGCGACAAUGGCUGGAUCGAGACACUCUUGGAGGAGUCGUACAAUGAACGUAUGCACUUGAUGACAUUCAUGACCAUGGCAGAGCCUGGUUGGUUCAUGAAGCUCAUGAUCCUCGGAGCGCAAGGAGUCUACUUCAACUCCAUGUUCAUCUCGUACCUCAUCUCGCCAAAGAUCACCCAUCGAUUCGUUGGCUACCUUGAGGAGGAAGCCGUCCACACAUAUACCAUGGCGAUCAAGCAGAUUGACGAAGGCCACCUGCCCAGGUGGACUGAUCCCAAGUUCGAAAUUCCAGAGAUUGCGGCCAAGUACUGGCACAUGCCCGUGGGCAAGCGGACGAUGAAGGAUCUUUUACUCUACAUUCGCGCCGACGAAGCCUGCCACAGAGGAGUCAACCACACCUUGAGCAACCUCAACCAAAAGGAAGACCCCAAUCCAUUUGUCAGCGUAUACAAGAGCGAACGAGAGCCUCCCAAGCCAGCCUCGAAACCUCAAGGCUACGAACGAGCUGAAGUCAUUUAA